This is a messenger RNA of Nothobranchius furzeri (turquoise killifish), 1634 nucleotides long. RefSeq names its product exosomal polycystin-1-interacting protein. The record is from RefSeq and is a predicted model, not a curated record. Lineage: Eukaryota; Metazoa; Chordata; Actinopteri; Cyprinodontiformes; Nothobranchiidae.
ACCAGAGGGAGCCCUUCAGCCACUGGCUGAAAGGAGGGAGGUGUUUUCCCAGAAGAGGAGGAGAGAAGGAGAAAGGAGAGAAGAAAACAGAAAAUGGAUAGAAAGCCUGCCACAUGGUCACAUCGGGUCAGAACCGUUUGCUCCUUGUGUUCCGAAGACAGAUAUGGUUGUCCAGCCAACCAGCAGACAGAUGUACAAGCUCGGCAGGGAUCUGGACCCAGCAGAACCAGCUCUGAACCGCCACAGUCUUCUUCUCCCAGCGGUCUCCACUCAGUGAAGAUGUAGUCUCUUCAGUCUCAAUGGAGAUGUCUCCAAACACAGCCUCAACUGCCUUGUUGCCAUGGUCACUGUGUGUGGUGUUCCUCCUGACUUCUGAAUCUCAGAUGAUGACCUCUGCUUCUACAGAUGGUUCUUCUCAGACAGCCAGCAGCAUGCUGCUGUUUGACAGCGGUUCUCCAGUCUCCAGCUUGAGGAAUUGUAGCUGCUCUGCUCCCAUCGGGUACUGCGAUGAGGCUCUGGCGAACUCUCUGUGCAGGUGCAACACUGUCCUGCGGUCAUCUGUCCAGCGUCUACAGAAAGCAGGACUUCUAACAGUGUGGGUGAAGGAGCUGUGGGUGCUCGAGGAGCUGCUGAACAGCAGCAUGGUUGCACAUUUGAAACUGUCUUUUUGUGGAAUGAAGCAUCUGCAGAGCCAGCAGCUUGUUCUACUUGGUCUGCAGACCCUCAGAAUUCACAGUGCAGCACCAGAAUCUCCUCAUCCUGACCAGGAGCUCCAGGUAGUCCCCUCAGCAGGGACUGCAGCAGAUCUGGAGUCCUCAUCCUUCCACGUGACCUUCAUCGAUGUCAGUGUGUUGAACGGUCUCACUGCUCUGAAGGCUUACAGUGUGGUCGGACUUCCUCCUCCAACCUUCUUCCAGAACUUUCCUCACCUAGACUCUCCCUUCACUCAGUUGUUUCCCACAGAUCCAACUGAUCCAGUGGACUCCAGAGAGAAGCCCUCAGAACCUCGGCAGAAAUCUCUCAUCACUUUUGUGUACUAGUUUCAUCCAGAGAGCAGACCAGAGACGAUCCAGCUUCCAGAGGUGGAGUACUUGAUUGUUUUGUUGUGCUGACAUUCAUUUGCUUUGAAGAGGAAGACGUCAGCUAUUGGACCCCAGAACCGACCCCUCAUCUGUUCUGGAUCUGGAUCAUGUUCUUCAGUAGAACCUUGUUCUGUUUGAUUUGGACUGCUCUUCCUGCUCUAUUAUCUUCUCCAGCCUCAUGGGUUAGUCUCUGUUUAGCUUUUCUAGUUUGGACCUGGGGCUGCGCAGUGGUGCAGUGGUUGGAGCUGUUGCCUUGCAGCUAGAAGGUCGUGGGUUCUCUUCCCCACCUGGGAUCCUUCUGCAUGGACCGCUGGAGAUAGGCACCCCCCCGCAACCCUGCAUGGACAAAGCGGGUUCAGAAAAUGGAUGGAUGAAUAGUUUGGACCUGGAGCUCCUUCAGCAUCUUGUCCAUCCAGUUUCUUCAUUCCUGUCAGCUUCUAAUAAAUCUCAUGCAUGCUGUCCCGGUUCUGUCUGAUCCCAGUCCUGUUAAUGCCACUGCAGGAUUCUGGACUUUCCUUUGACUUGAUUAAAUGGUUUUUCCUGUUUUCUGCA